UAGUUUUCAUCGUUCUCCUUGAUCUAUUUGAUCGCUUGCUGGAUUCACAAGAAUCUGAGGGGAUUGUAGUUUCAAGGUGUCAUAUUUCAGCUGAUUGUUCUAUGAUCGACAUUAUGUGGAAUAUCUUCUCUCUCAAUAGUUGCAUACAUGUAUAUAGAACAUAGAAAGGCGAGAUGUCCAUGAUGUAUGUGUAGGAUGAACCAAAUCCUCAUUGGAUUUUGUUUGUCCAGGAUACCCAUAUAGUCACUCCAAAAAUCAUUCCCUAAUGAACUGGACAAUCAGUGGAUUUCUACCAACAAAGAAAAAAGUUAUAAUUUGAAUAAGAAAUUUUUAAAUGGACUUGAAGUUUCAACUUUUAUUUCAAUUGAGUUUUGCUUCUUGUAUUGUGUUCUGGUAGUAUGACCAUUAUACUGGUGAUAUGAAAUUACUACAAAUCCCUCUUAUCAUUUUACAAUGCUGCAUCAUCUUUCUAAAGCUAAGUCACUUAUACACAUCAAGCAAUUAUGGUUUAACUAACUAGUUUUCAUCAUACUCCCUGGUCUGUUUGAUUGCUAGCUGGAUGCACGAAAAUCUGAGGAGAUACUAGUUCCAUGGGUCAUAUUUGAGCUGUUAAAGAUCGAUAAAUUGUUCUGUGACCAGAAGUUCAACUUCUAUUUCAAUUGAGUUUUUCUUCUUGCAGGCCCAUGCAUACUCUGGGAUGCUCUAACUAGUGUUACGGGUGUGGUGUCAUCUGAGAUUGGUGAUGGAGAGAUUUCCGCGGUUAGCACAGCGCGUUCUUUCUGUGCCAUUCACUCCAAAAUACUUGAAAUCUUGUAAGAAAACGAAUCCUCUGACCUCCCACUUAAUGCAACUCCGUGGCUCCCAGAGACCAGUAUUCAUACAAUGGAAUCUGCAGGGAAGACCUUCUGUAUGCACUGACUUAGUAUCCAAGAGAAAUUACAGUUCUACCACUGCUCGAGCAGGUUGGUUUCUGGGUUUAGGAGAGAAAAAAAAGCAAGUCAUGCCUGACAUUGUGAAAGCCGGUGACCCUGUUCUCCAUGAACCAUCUCAGGACGUUCCUCUUGAGGAGAUUGGGUCAGAACGAAUCCAAAAGAUUAUAGAUGAGAUGGUGAAGGUUAUGAGAAAUGCACCCGGUGUUGGUCUUGCCGCUCCUCAAAUUGGUAUUCCUUUGAAGAUAAUUGUGCUGGAAGACACAAAUGAGUAUAUAAGCUAUGCUCCUAAAGAUGAAACCAAAGCACAGGACAGACGUCCAUUUGAUCUCCUGGUUAUUAUAAAUCCAAAGCUUAAAAAGAAAGGCAAUAAAACUGCAUUGUUUUUCGAGGGGUGCUUGAGUGUUGAUGGGUUCAGAGCGGUUGUGGAAAGACACCUACAGGUAGAGGUUACUGGUUUGGAUCGAAAUGGCGAAGCAAUCAAAGUAGAUGCUUCAGGAUGGCAGGCUCGCAUUUUGCAGCACGAAUAUGACCACCUAGACGGAACUAUUUAUGUUGACAAGAUGUUUCCUAGAACCUUCAGGACUGUAGAGAACUUGGACUUGCCUCUUGCAGCUGGCUGUCCUAAAUUGGGAGUGUGCUAGGUCCACUACCUCAAGCGACUCGUUGUGAACUGAAUUAUCAAUAUCUUGCUUGGGAAUGGGAUCGCUGGUUACGUUACUCAGAUGACUGUGAUGUUUAGAAAACAAUUAAGGAGCUGCAGACGAUGACUUCCCCAUCUUGUGGGAUAUUGAAGUACUUGGAUUCAGAAAUGAGGUAGCAAAUAGGUGUGUACAUUAAGCCGUUUACAAAGAUUCAUUUUUUUGAAUGGUAUACUGUUUCUCUUUCUGUUAUGGUAUACUUCAAAGCUGAUACUGUUAAUGCACAGCAGAAAAAGAGAGG
Molecule: messenger RNA, 1871 nt
Organism: Solanum verrucosum
Lineage: Eukaryota; Viridiplantae; Streptophyta; Magnoliopsida; Solanales; Solanaceae
Product: peptide deformylase 1A, chloroplastic
Exons: 5
Coding region: 743-1573 (276 amino acids)
Biological process (GO): peptidyl-methionine modification; N-terminal protein amino acid modification
Cellular component (GO): chloroplast; mitochondrion
Molecular function (GO): peptide deformylase activity
Source: RefSeq, a predicted model, not a curated record